UGACCAGGGUGUCACGUGGCCCGGCCCACUGGGAGAGAGGAGACCGGCGGGCUAUGGCAGGCUCCGCGCUCUGGUUUUCGCUGCUGCUGGCGGCAGCGUUCGCUGGGCGGGCGACGGCCCUGUGGCCAUGGCCCCAGUACAUCCAAACCUCCGAGCAGCGCUACACCAUCUUCCCGCACACCUUCCAAUUCCAGUACCACGUCAGUUCGGCCGCGCAGGUAGGCUGCUCCGUCCUCGACGAGGCCUUCCAACGCUACCGUGACCUGCUCUUCGGUUCCGUGUCCUUCCACUUUCCCCAACCCAUGGGAAAACGGCAUAUGUCAGAGAAGAAUUCAUUGGUUAUCCUUGUUGUCACUCCUGGAUGUGACCAGUUUCCUUCUUUGGAGUCUGUGGAGAAUUACACCCUGACCGUAAAUGAUGAGCAGUGUUUCCUCCUCUCAGAGACUGUCUGGGGCGCCCUCCGAGGUCUGGAGACUUUUAGCCAGCUUGUUUGGAGAUCUCCUGAGGGCACGUUCUAUAUCAACAAGACGGAGAUUGAGGACUUCCCCCGCUUCCCUCACAGGGGCUUGUUGUUGGAUACGUCUCGCCAUUACCUGCCACUGGCUAGCAUCCUGGACACUCUGGAUGUCAUGGCGUACAAUAAAUUCAACGUGUUCCACUGGCAUCUGGUCGAUGACUCUUCCUUCCCAUAUGAGAGCUUCACUUUUCCAAACCUCACCAAAAAGGGGUCCUACAACCCUGCCACCCACAUCUACACAGCACAGGAUGUGAAGGAGGUGAUUGAAUAUGCGCGGCUUCGGGGUAUCCGUGUGUUGGCAGAGUUCGACACUCCCGGCCACACUCUGUCAUGGGGACCAGGUGUCCCUGGAUUAUUAACUCCUUGCUACUCUGGGUCUCACCCUUCUGGCACCUUUGGGCCAGUGAAUCCCGCUCUCAACAAUACCUAUGAGUUCAUGAGCACGUUCUUCUUGGAGAUCAGCUCUGUCUUCCCAGAUUUUUAUCUUCACCUUGGAGGAGAUGAGGUUGACUUCACCUGCUGGAAGUCCAACCCAGAUAUCCAGGCCUUUAUGAAGAAGAAAGGCUUUGGUGAGGACUUCAAGAAGCUGGAGUCCUUCUACAUCCAGACGCUGCUGGACAUCGUCUCUGCCUAUGGCAAGGGCUACGUGGUGUGGCAGGAGGUGUUUGAUAAUAAAGUAAAGGUUCAGCCAGACACAGUCAUCCAGGUUUGGCGAGAAGAGAUGCCUGUAAGGUACACGAAGGAGAUGGAACUGGUCACCAGUGCCGGCUUCCGGGCCCUGCUCUCUGCCCCCUGGUACCUGAACCACAUAACUUAUGGCCCUGACUGGAAGAAUAUCUACAUGGUGGAGCCACUGGCAUUUGAAGGUAGCCCUGAGCAGAAGGCUCUGGUGAUCGGCGGAGAGGCCUGUAUGUGGGGAGAGUAUGUGGACAGCACAAACCUGGUCCCCAGGCUCUGGCCUAGAGCAGGGGCUGUUGCCGAGAGGCUGUGGAGCAACAAGAUGUUGACCAACCUGGACUUUGCCUAUAAACGUUUGGCACACUUCCGCUGUGAGCUGCUGAGGCGGGGUGUCCAGGCCCAGCCCCUCAGCGUAGGCUACUGUGACGUGGAGUUUGAACAAACCUGAGCAAGUACCCCAGGCACCGAGGAGGGUGCUGGCCCUAGGAGAGCGGUAGCGGGGCCAGGCUUCCACUGUACCCCCCGCCGGGGGACGGGGCCCCUUGCCCACGUGCCUGUGUGCCUGGAGACAAGGGGGCUGGUGUUGGUGCUGGUGUCCAAUAAAGAGUGAUGUGGUGUUUUUCUAUAAU
Delphinapterus leucas (beluga whale) is the source of this 1824-nucleotide messenger RNA. RefSeq names its product hexosaminidase subunit alpha (gene HEXA). NCBI's taxonomy places the organism in Eukaryota, Metazoa, Chordata, Mammalia, Artiodactyla, Monodontidae. Gene Ontology annotation, biological process: ganglioside catabolic process; carbohydrate metabolic process; glycosaminoglycan metabolic process. The record is from RefSeq and is a predicted model, not a curated record. Gene Ontology annotation, molecular function: beta-N-acetylhexosaminidase activity. Gene Ontology annotation, cellular component: membrane; lysosome.